GGAGCGCGGCGGAGGGGAGACCUGUCACCUGACAGGAUUCCUCGGAGCGUUGGGGCUCGGGGGGUGGAAUGAGCCUCAGUGUCAUGUGCCAGCGCCGCCCCACGCGUGUCUCAGAUUGGUCCUCCCACCGGAGCAGCUGGUGUCCCCGCGUUCACUCGAGGAAAUGGAAGGGCAGAGCUGGUGGAGCGAGCACCCCGUCAGGGGACGCAUCCAAGCCCCGCGCGGGGCCAGCGCCUCCGUGGCUCUGUAGUGGACAGCGAGAAGGCGAGGAAGCUAUGCCCCAGACGUCCAUCAUCUGCUCCAGUGUACUUGGGCCCAGCUGUAGUGGACAGGUGCCGCCUGGCAUGGGGGAGCGAGGAGGUGGGGCCAGCGGCUCCGGGGACCUCAUCUUCCAGGAUGGCCGCCUCAUCUCCGGGUCCCUGGAGGCCUUGAUGGAGCACCUGGUCCCCACAGUGGACUAUUACCCUGAUAGAACAUACAUCUUCACGUUUCUCUUGAGCUCCCGGGUCUUCAUGCCCCCGCAUGACCUGCUGGCCCGUGUGGGGCAGAUCUACCUGGAGCAGAGGCAGCAGCUGGAGGCCGGGUCUGAGAAGGCCAUGCUGAAGUCCUUCUCAGCCAAGAUUGUGCAGCUGCUGAAGGAGUGGACAGAGGCCUUCCCCUGCGACUUCCAGGACGAGAAGGCCAUGGCUGAACUGAAGGCCAUCACCCACCGGAUCAUGCAGUGUGAUGAGGAGAAUGGCACGGUGAAGAAGGCCAUUGCCCAGCUGACGCAGAGCCUGCUGCUGUCCCUGGCCGCCCGGAGCCAGCUGCAGGAGCUGCGGGAGAAGCUCCGCUCGCCGGCUGUGGAUAAAGGGCCCAUCCUCAAGGCCAAGCCCCCGGCCUCUCAGAAGGACAUCCUGGGCGUGUGCUGCGACCCCCUGGUGCUGGCCCAGCAGCUGACUCACAUUGAGCUGGAGAGGGUCAGCAGCAUCCAGCCCCAGGACCUGAUGCAGAUCGUCAGCCACACGGACUCUCGGGACAAGCACAGGUGCCGAGGGGACCUGACCAAGACCUACAGCCUGGAGGCCUACGACAACUGGUUCAACUGCCUCAGCAUGCUGGUGGCCACCGAGGUGUGCCGGGUGGUGAAGAAGAAGCAGCGGACCCGCAUGCUGGAGUUCUUCAUCGACGUGGCCCGGGAGUGUUUCAACAUCGGGAACUUCAACUCCAUGAUGGCCAUCAUCUCUGGCAUGAACCUCAGUCCUGUGGCUCGGCUGAAGAAAACAUGGUCCAAAGUUAAGACGGCCAAGUUCGAUGUCUUGGAGCACCACAUGGAUCCUUCCAGCAACUUCUGCAACUACCGCACGGCCCUCCAGGGGGCCACACAGAGGUCCCAGAUGGCCAACAGCAGCCGAGAGAAGAUUGUGAUUCCUGUGUUCAACCUUUUCGUCAAGGACAUCUACUUCCUGCACAAAAUCCACACCAACCACCUGCCCAACGGGCACAUCAACUUCAAGAAAUUUUGGGAGAUCUCCAGACAGAUCCACGAGUUCAUGACCUGGACGCGGGUGGAGUGUCCCUUUGAAAAGGACAAGAAGAUUCAGAACUACCUGCUUACGGCGCCCAUCUAUAGCGAGGAAGGUGAGGCCGCCCCGGCUGGCAGCAGCCCCCACAGCACCUGGCCCCGACUCCCCCUUGUUGGUCUCCAUGGGGGGCUGAUCACUAUCCCCACACCACACAGGGGAAGCCCGGCCACAGGUGAGUUUGUGAGCGGGGGUGGUGGGCAGAGGACAGAAGAAGGGUAAGGACAAAGGAGACCAGUCUCUGAGGCCACUUGAGAGCCAGGCGGGUUCGGGCCAGUGCUCAGAACCUGGCACCAAGCAGGGCCCCGAGCAGGUAGCUGGGAACACGGGGCCUCACGGGGCCUGGGACCUCCCACAGCAGAGAUCUGUGGACGCGCCCCCCCCC
This is a messenger RNA of Myotis brandtii (Brandt's bat), 1947 nucleotides long. RefSeq names its product RasGEF domain family, member 1A (gene RASGEF1A). The record is from RefSeq and is a predicted model, not a curated record. Gene Ontology annotation, cellular component: plasma membrane. Bases 69 to 1784 code for a protein of 571 amino acids. Gene Ontology annotation, molecular function: guanyl-nucleotide exchange factor activity. Gene Ontology annotation, biological process: Ras protein signal transduction; positive regulation of GTPase activity. The transcript is spliced from 11 exons. NCBI's taxonomy places the organism in Eukaryota, Metazoa, Chordata, Mammalia, Chiroptera, Vespertilionidae.